Plasmodium cynomolgi strain B is the source of this 630-nucleotide messenger RNA. RefSeq lists its product as hypothetical. The coding region runs from base 1 to 630 and encodes 209 amino acids. The transcript is spliced from 2 exons. Lineage: Eukaryota; Apicomplexa; Aconoidasida; Haemosporida; Plasmodiidae. The record is from RefSeq and is a predicted model, not a curated record.
AUGGCUACUCUAAACAAAAACACAAUCACAAAAGAAAAAAUGAAGGUUUUUUCUUUUUGCGUGAAAAUAUUUUCAUUCCCUGUGUUGUUCUGGAUACUGAACAACUGCAGCCAUGCCCAAAGCAACAAAGACGUAAGGGCAAAUGAGUAUAUUAACAGAGCGUUAGCCGAAGUAGAGGUUGUAAAUGGACAAGAAAUAAUAAAGUUAGCAGGUCCGAUUACAGACUAUGAAGAAUAUGCAGAUUUUAUAGAAACUCCCAAAAAACGAAAAGCUCAAAAGGUGGUAUCAGGCGUUGUUGAAAAACCACGAAUUAGAAAAAAAGUCAUUAAAAGAAAAAGAGUAAUAAAGCCAGGAUCACCAGAAGCCAAAAUGGAAGAGACAAAAGCCUUCUGGAAUAAUUGCAAACAUUUUGGUCCUACCAGUACACCACACACGGGAGAACAUUUGAAAGGUUUACCUAAAAAAUACUAUUUAUCUGAACUAAAAGAAAUCGAAGAUGAAGAUGAUGAGUUCGAUAUAUAUUAUGAUCCCACGUUUGGAGUCGACUUCAGAUGUGGUGUUGAAGGAUUGGAAGAAUUCAUAGAACCAUUUUUGGAACAUAAUUUUAAUGUUGAAGAUGAUGAGGUAUGA